AGCACACUUGGCUCUCCCUCCUUCUUUUAGUGCUUGAGAAUCCUUGUCACUGGUCCAGUGCUCCUUAUUUUCUGUCUCCCUGUCUGACUCAGUUUCCUUAUAUUUCUUUUUCUCUCUCUACUACUGUCUUCCUAGAGCUAGUGCUCUGUGUGUCUUCACACUUUCGUCUCCCCAGGUAUCUCUGUGUAUCUGCUUUUUAGUCCUGCCUCUCAUGUUCUCUGCAUCUCUGUUUCUCUCUCUGUGCCCCUGUGCCUGACUCCCCUGUUCACCUUUGUCUCUUUGGCUACCUGGGGGCCUGAAAUGGUGAUGAGAUGGGGGAUCUGCCGUGCUAAGAGCUCCCUGGAAGAGGGGGCUUACACUAUGAUGAGGAGUUGCUUUCAGAGAGUGCUGUGACCCCCCCAUCCCAGGGCGGAGUGCUAAGUGUGUGUGUUUGGCUGUGCAAGGAAGAGGGAGAUGUGUGUCUGUGUGUGUGUCUGGGUAUGUGUAAAUGUUUAAGUGUCUGAGCCUGGGUGAGGAUGUCUGAGUGUAUUGGUGUAACUGUGAGUGGCUGUGUCUGAGAGUGUGUGUCUGAGGGUAAGUGUGGGUCUUGUGUAUCUGGCACCAAGGGACCAAAGGCAUUUCCUGGUGCUGGGGCCUGAAGAGUAGCGGGGGAGAUGAGCAGCAGCUACUCAGGGCUGAGCAGCGUCCUGGUGGCCGUGGCUACAGCCCUGGUGUCUGCCUCCUGUACCUGCCCCCAGGCCUGGGGCCCCCCAGGGGUCCAGUAUGGGCAGCCUGGCAGGGCCAUGACGCUGUGUUGCCCUGGAGUGACUGCUGGGGCCCCGGUGUCCUGGUUUCGGGACGGGGAGACAAGGCUGCUCCAGGGACCUGACUCUGAUCUAGGGCACGAACUGGUCCUGGCCCGGGCAGAAAGCACUGACGAGGGCACCUAUAUCUGCCGGACCCUGGAUGGUGCACUUGGGGGCAUGGUGACCCUGCAGCUGGGCUACCCCCCAGUCCGCCCUGUUGUCUCCUGCCAAGCAGCUGACUAUGAGAACUUCUCCUGCACUUGGAGUCCCAGCCAGGUUAGCGGUUUACCCACCCGCUACCUCACCUCCUACAGGAAGAAGACGGUACCAGGAGCCGAUGGCCAAAGGAUGAGUCCAUCCACAGGGCCCUGGCCAUGCCCACAGGACCCCCCAGGGGCUGCCCGCUGUGUGGUCCAUGGGGCAGAGUUCUGGAGCCAGUACCGGAUCAAUGUGACUGAAGUGAACCCCCUGGGGGCCAGCACACGCCUGCUGGAUGUGAGCUUGCAGAGCAUCUUGCGCCCUGACCCACCCCAGGGGCUGCGGGUAGAGUCGGUACCUGGCUAUCCUCGCCGCCUGCGUGCCAGCUGGACGUACCCUGCCUCCUGGCCCCGCCAGCCCCACUUCCUGCUCAAGUUCCGGCUGCAGUACCGUCCAGCACAGCAUCCAGCCUGGUCCACGGUGGAACCGGCUGGAUUGGAGGAGGUGAUCACGGACGCUGUGGCUGGGCUGCCCCAUGCCGUGCGGGUCAGUGCCCGGGACUUUCUGGACGCAGGCACCUGGAGCGCCUGGAGCCCCGAGGCCUGGGGUACUCCGAGCACCGGACCCCUACCGAAGGAGAUACCAGCUGGGGGCCAGCAACACGCGCAGCCAGAGGAAGAACCUCAGGCGGUUAGCCCUGCUCCCCCAAGACCGUCCCUCCUACCAGACCCGCGGCCACUUGACCACAGAGACGCCCUGGAGCAGGUGGCUAUGCUGGCAUCUUUGGGAAUAUUCUCUUUCUUGGGACUGGUGGCUGGGGCCCUGGCACUGGGGCUCUGGCUGAGGUUGAGACCAUGUGAGAAGGAUGGACCCCAAAAGUCUGGGUUCUUGGCCCCGAUGAUUCCGGUGGACAAGCUUCCAGGAGUCCCAAACCUGUAGAGGAUCUUGGAAAGCUUCAGCUGAUGCCACCUAUAACUCUGUCUUGCUGGUGUGGAUGGACAGACAGGUGGAACCCAGGCAGGACAGUAGAUCCCCACGGAGUGGGGUUCUCAGCUGGAAAUUCUGUUUGGAGCUCAUUUCUAUGAGACUCUGUGUUCCCAACUUGCCAGCUGAAAGGUGCCUGGACCUCUGGCUUCAUCUCAGAGUUGGCAGCCCACCUGAGGAAUGUGUGUAGAUGUGUAUGUCUGUGUCCAUGUGUGUCCACGUGUAUGUGAGGCAGGGAACAUGUGUUCUCUGCAUGUAUGUAUAUAGGUACCUGGGGAGUGUGUGUGGCUCCUUGGCUCUCGGCCUUGCCCCUGGCGGGGGUUGUGAAGGUGUGAAUAAAGAGAAUGAGGAGGUU
Molecule: messenger RNA, 2322 nt
Organism: Globicephala melas (long-finned pilot whale)
Lineage: Eukaryota; Metazoa; Chordata; Mammalia; Artiodactyla; Delphinidae
Gene: IL11RA
Product: interleukin 11 receptor subunit alpha
Biological process (GO): cytokine-mediated signaling pathway
Cellular component (GO): signaling receptor complex; membrane; external side of plasma membrane
Molecular function (GO): cytokine receptor activity; cytokine binding
Source: RefSeq, a predicted model, not a curated record